CCGGACGAGGCGGAAAGGCGGCGGCUGCUCGACGCGCUCCUCGCCGCGGUGCCGCACUCCCUCACCGACUCGCAGCUCUCCAGGUAGCGAGGUCUAGCCGAGACCUGGCACCUGGCCCGAGGCGUGGCCCGAGAUCGCGUCGACUGCCGCCUCCACCUGCGUGCCGCCUCCACCUGCCGAGAUCGCGUCGACUGCCGCGCCGCCGAGGUCUAGCCCGAGGUCUAGCCCGAGGUCUAGCCCGAGGUCUAGCCCGAGGUCUAGCCCGAGACCAGCCGCGCCGCUUGUCAGGCUCGCCGGCAGCACGUCUGGCCUCGUGCGGGCGGACCUGCUCGCCCUCACCCGCCAGGCGAUCGCCCUCGCCAUCUCGCGGCUGCGCAGCGGGGCCGCGUCGGCACACGGCGCGGGGCAGCAGGCGGCCGGGGCAGCGGCGGCCGGGGCAGCAGCGGCCGGGGCAGCCGACGGCGCGGGGCGGACAGGCGUGGCGACGGCGAGGCGGUCGGACGCCUCGUCGCCGCGUGCCGGGGUGGCAGCGGAGGUUGGGGCGGCCGGGGCGGCCGGGGCGGCCGAGUCCGCCCUCGUGGUGGAGCGUUGCGACUUCGAGGCGGCGCUGCCGCACGUGCGGCCUGGUCCGCUGCGGGGGCGCGAGAUGAGCGUGCCGGCCGUGUCGUGGGGAGAUGUCGGCGGGCAGGGGCGGCUCAAGCAAGCGCUGCAGGAGGCGGUGGUGUGGCCGCUCGAGCACGCGGGCCGGUUCGCGCAGCUCGGGAUCCGGCCGCCUCGAGGCGUGCUGCUCUACGGUCCUCCCGGCUGCUCAAAGACGCUCGCGGCGCGCGCCCUCGCCGCAGACACGCGCACAAGCUUCCUCGCCGUCAAGGGCCCCGAGCUCCUCUCGAAGUGGGUUGGCGAGUCGGAGCAGCUGGUGGCGUCCCUCUUCCGCAAGGCGCGCGCGAGCGCACCCGCCAUCGUCUUCUUCGACGAGAUCGACGCGCUCGCGCCCGUCCGCUCCGGUGGGAGCCAGGUCUCGACGCGCGUCCUCUCGCAGCUGUUGCACGAGAUGGACGGCGUGGAGGCGCUCACGCGGGUCGUUGUCAUCGCGGCCACCAACCGGCCCGACCUGAUCGACCCAGCGCUGCUGCGGCCGGGCCGCUUCGACCGCAUGAUCUACGUCGCGCUGCCGGACGAGAGCGAUCGGAGGGAGAUCCUCCGCGUGCAUACGGCCCGAAUGCCGCUCGCGGGGGGCGUGUCCCUCCACGCGCUCGCGGAGGCGACGCGCGGCUACUCGGGCGCCGAGCUGGCCGCGCUGUGUCGCGAGGCGGCGCAGCUCGCGCUGAGCGACAGCCUCGAUGCGUGCGAGGUGACGGAGCGGCACAUUCGGUCCGCGCUGGAGGCGGUGCCGCCGCGGACAGACGCCGCGAGCGUCGCGCAGCUCGAGCAGUGGGCGGAGGGCGGCUGAGAGGUGAGAGAUGGAACGUCCUCAAGAGACGGCGUGUGUGCGGUGUGCGACCCCCACAGGCUGAGCACACAGGACCCCCACAACGCACAAAACACGACAAAAGCGAAAACGAGCGGCCCACAAGCCGCAGCGGGCAGCGGCCAGCGCGCACCGGCUGUCUGCUGUCAGCUGGGUCUUUAAGCGCGUGUACAGCUUGUUCGGUUUAAGUAGAG
Messenger RNA from Emiliania huxleyi CCMP1516, 1662 nucleotides. RefSeq lists its product as hypothetical. Gene Ontology annotation, molecular function: ATP hydrolysis activity; ATP binding. Lineage: Eukaryota; Haptophyta; Isochrysidales; Noelaerhabdaceae. Gene Ontology annotation, cellular component: cytoplasm. The transcript has 4 exons. The record is from RefSeq and is a predicted model, not a curated record. The coding region runs from base 647 to 1450 and encodes 267 amino acids.